Neltuma alba is the source of this 3548-nucleotide messenger RNA. RefSeq lists its product as uncharacterized. The record is from RefSeq and is a predicted model, not a curated record. Bases 278 to 3226 code for a protein of 982 amino acids. NCBI's taxonomy places the organism in Eukaryota, Viridiplantae, Streptophyta, Magnoliopsida, Fabales, Fabaceae. The transcript is spliced from 2 exons.
CUUGAGGUUUUCGUGCACUCGACAAUAUGCGUUCUUUCGCUCCUUCGAUACACUCUCUGAUUCUAUCCUUUCGGGUUAUUUUAAUGAAUGAAUGAAUGCUCAUAUUUAUGUGCUCACUCUUGGAUUCGUCUUCUUUAGUCUCCUGCUCUCUUUUUGUUUCUCUAUUCCUUUGAUCAGUUCUUGAGUUGUAUAUUUUCAAGAAUCGCUUCAAGGCAUUAACUCGGGAACCCUAGCUUUUGCUCUUCAGGUUGAUUUGUCUUGAGGAAGAGUUUUUCUUAUGGGCACGGUUGAGACUCGAUCCAAAACAUCGAUGGAGGGUUCAUCCCUUGCGCCUGCAAAUGAUAAGCCUCGAGGUUCAGAGUCUGAGAGCAGGACCCUUAAGGAGGCUCUUGCCGGUUCGAAGGGAGGGAGUCGAGAAACUGGUGUUAGGUUCUCAAGUAAUGGAAAUGGGGGUUUGGGCGAUGACGGGGAAGAAGUGGUCAAGAGCAGGGCCGUUGCAGCGAAAACUCCGAUUCAGAGAGGCCGAGAGGUAGAUACCUCCAACGCAAAUGAUUGUCAGGGUUUGGGUGAUUCCGAGAUGAAUGGCGUCUCUUCGCUGUUGAAAAUGCGGGAAAGCGGCAGAAAUGUAAAUUUUUCUCAUGUUGGUGGGAGUGACAGUGCUGACAAGCUAAACUGUAAUUAUGCUUCUACUGAGAGGAGAACACGAGCUGCUGAUUUUUCAAGUGGGGAUGGUUCGUUAGGGGUCGGUGUUGAAAAAAGACCUAAUAGGAAGAAGAGAAGAGAAAGUAAAGAGAAUAAUGAACGAGUUGUCACAAUAGAGGUUCCAAUUGUGGAGACUAGUGAGAACAAGGAUUCAGAAGACGUAGACGCCAGCGAUGAAGAGUAUGGACUCUCUGUUGGUGACUUUGUCUGGGGAAAAAUUAAGAGUCAUCCUUGGUGGCCUGGCCGGAUUUAUGAUCCUUCUGAUGCAUCAGAUUAUGCUUUGAAGUUGAGGCAAAAGAAUAGACUCCUUGUGGCUUACUUCGGAGAUUGUACCUUUGCUUGGUGUCAUCCAUCUCAACUAAAGCCCUUUGAGGAGAACUUUGAGGAUAUGGUGAAACAGAGUAAUUCUAAAUCUUUUGUAAAUGCUGUACAAGAUGCUGUGAUGGAGAUUGGUAGGCUUUUAGAUAUGAAGAUGACUAAUUCAUGGUUUGCUAGGAAAAGUAAGGCUGAAGUUGCCUCCCUUUUGGCAAAGAACUCUGGAAUAAAGGAUGGAAUUCUGGUGCCUGAGAAUGGUAUAGAGAAACUCUCGACUGUUCUUUUUGACCCAGUUGAGUUGCUUUCUCGAGUGAAAAAGAUGGCAGAGGUCAUUGCCAUCAGUAGUGUUCUUGAGCUGGAAAUACUAAAGGCUCGGCUCUCAGCCUUUUAUCUGUAUAGAGGAGGUUAUAAGUUGCCUAAUUAUCAUGCGCCCCAGCCAAUCCCUGGACUUGAAGACAAUGGAAUUGAUGAAACUGUGGAUAAAGGUAAUCGCAAAGAGACAACAGUACAAGGACCCUCUGAUGAGGAAUAUUCCUUGCCAGUGAGUCCAAAACGUGGUGAAGCAAGUCAUCCUUCAGGGACUAGAUUGCAUCAUAGAAGGAAACAGAAAAGCAUUGCUGAAAUUAUUAGAGAGGACAAUGAUCUUCAUACCAAAGUUAACGAAGGGGUAGAAAAUGAAGUAGUUAACCCUGGCAAAAUAACAGGGUCAUCUGGUAGAAAGAAGAGGAAAAGCCUUGAGGAUACAAUGACAACUACACAAGCACAGAAGACGCUAGGGUCACCUCCGUGUAAUGAUCAAAAUGUACCAAGUAGUGAAACUGUCGGCCGUGGGGCAAAUCAGACGGCCAAGGAGGGUACAUUAUCACAUUUGAAAAAGAAGAAAGAUGAUAUGGGUAAUAAUAGUGCUCAGAGUAAAACAGAAUCUCAUGUAGCCCCUGUAAUAAGAGAAGAGAACUUGAACAGGAAAGAAGGGAAAGAACAAAUUGAGAAGGGUUCUUUGUCAAGAGAAAGGAAGAAAAGCAAGUACUUGUCACCUCCUUUCACGACUCCAAGCAGAGGUCAGAGGAAGGGCGAGAAAGAAACAUCGGUUAAGGAUUCCGGCAAAGCUCUAAUAUCUGAGCAGAUCACCAGAGCUGCUGGUGAGCUCCUAGGGACCUCCACUCCUUUGAAGAACGAUGGUCAGGCAAUUCAAGAGACUCUACCUAAAGAACCUGCUGCGGUUCAGGAGAAUAUCCCUAAGGAACCUGCCAUAGAUCAUGAUCUUACAGAUAAAUUAAAUUCCCAAGCACCAGAAGAGAAGAACGAGACUAUUGAUCUUAAGAAAAUACAGGCUUCUCCUGGAGAAGUCAUAUCUAAAGUCCGCUCUGCUGCCUUGAAUCCACAAGUUCCUAAGGAUAUUAAUUUUAUUGAAAAGAUUGUGGGCUUUAUUUCUGUUUUCAGAAGCUCAAUGUAUCGCCAGGGAUCCUUCUUCACAUUGUGCAACAAACGUCAACCUGGCAGGAAGAGGAAGAAUCCAGAAUCUGAACCUGGGACGUUAAGGAAAUCCCAAAACCUAGCUGAUUACUCGUCACCUAAUCAUGAAUCUGAGAAGAGGAAAAGAAGGAAGAAGAUGGAUACUGUUUCUGGUACACCGAAAGAAAAGCUGGUUGCUGAAAAUAAAAUGACAGGCCGAAAGGGGGGUGACGAAAAUGUGUCAACUGCAGCACUUGUUAUAUCAUUUGGAUCGGGAACUUCACUCCCUUCAAAAUCUGAGCUUAUAACGUUGUAUAGUCAGUUUGGAGCUCUGAAUGAAGCAGAAACAGAUGUAUUUUGUACUAGUUACACUGCUCGAGUGUGCUUCCUGAAAACUUCUGAUGCCGAAGUGGCCUUAAAUCAUUCAAAAAAUGUGAGCCCAUUCGGAUCUUCUGACGUGAAAUUUGAGCUCGGGCAUUGCCAAGUUGGAUCCAAGUCCGGUGAACAUGGUGGAAAACCGAAGGCCAAAGCUUCUACUGCGAGAAAGAAAGACAGGACCCCGGCCAAGCCAUCUACUCCACACUCACCUGUUAUGGGAGUAUCCAACUUGGACUUCAUAAAGCAGAAGCUUGAGGCUAUGAGCACAGUGCUGGAAGGAUCGGAAGGUAUGUCAUCAGAUAUAAAGAAAAAAAUAGAGAGCGACAUUAAGGGGCUCUUGGAGAGUGUGAGAAAAAUGGCUGAAUCUUCGUCGUCUUAGAAAAAAGACUCGAGAGACUUGUAUUAGUAGUGUAGCUGAUCAGGGUAGGUUUAGUAAUAAUAUGUCAUUUGCUUUUAGUGGUCUAUGUUAUCUGAGGAUCAAUUUGUAUGCGUAAUAGCUGUAGACUAAAAUUAUUUGCGGCAUAGUUGGGUCAUCAGAUUCUGGUCUGGCUAUUUUAUUUGUUGCAUGCAUAGUCUGUAUAGAGAUCGACAGCGUUUUAAUUUUUUUUUCUGUUUUUUGUCAUAGUUGCCUGAAAACAGCCUGUAAGGAUUAAAACUGAAGUUUUUUUUGUUAUAGCGUUUUUCUGUCGUCGUUUUUGAUU